Dermatophagoides farinae (American house dust mite) is the source of this 1961-nucleotide messenger RNA. RefSeq lists its product as uncharacterized. Lineage: Eukaryota; Metazoa; Arthropoda; Arachnida; Sarcoptiformes; Pyroglyphidae. The record is from RefSeq and is a predicted model, not a curated record.
AUUUUUUCGAUAUCAAGUUCCGCAAUCAUUCGGUCGAUUAAUUUUUGAUCACAAUGUAAAAAAAAGACUAAAAACUAGAUCCGGAAUAAACAAAUUUAUAGAGAAAAUUAUAUUUUCUUUUCAAUGGAAUUUUUUUUCCAAAAAUUCGGUAAAUUUGAUGUUCUUUAAAUAUUGCUUCAUGAUAAAUGGAAUCAUUCAAGCGAUUCAUUUUUUUUCUUUGAACGAAAACGAUAUGUGAAUGAAACGAGAGAUUCGGUCAAUCACCGUAUCCUGUUUGUCUGUUUGACAUUUCAAUAAAUUUAAUUAGUUACAAAGAUCAUUCAUUUUGAUUUCAUUUCGGUAUCGUGUAAACAUCGGACAUUUUUUUUUUCGACGAUAUGAAUCGACAUUUCUGUGGAUUAUUAUUAUCAUUAUUAUUGGUGUUAGCAAUAUUGAUCAAUCGUAGCUCACAACAGAAUGAAGAUCCAAUCAUAUAUAGUCGUCCAUCAUCAAUGGCCGGCAACGAUACAACAGAAACGAUCGACGAACCAGCAUCAAAUAUCAAUCCGAUAAAUCACCAGUCCAUCGAAACACGUUCGAAUGUGAUGAAUGUAAUUGAAAACUUCAACAAUUUAAGGCAUAAAAAUCCUCAUCUACUACAAAAAUAUAUUUCAGAAAAACAGGAUCAUAUUUUCAAUGAUAUUUGGAGACGAUUUUCAAAUAUGACUACCAAUACUAAUGAUACAAGCAAUAAUAAUAAUAAUAAUGUAUAUGAAGUUGAAUGGCAGCCAACGAUUCAAAAUAAUGAUGAUGUUGAUAAUGACGUGUAUCGUGUAUUAAGCUCAAGUUCAAGUCCAGAUUUUCAUCAAGAUUCAAUGUCUGCACAUGAAACACAAACUCAAGACCAUAAAGAUCAACUAACAAAAUUGAUACCAACUUCAGCCACUGCAAAUGAUGUGAAAAACAAUGAUAAUAAAUUACUACUACCAGUAGGAAUAUCACAUCGUCGUGGACAAUAUGUUCCAUCCAAUGCAAAUGUCAAUCGGUUCCAAGAAUAUUUAUCUUGUUGUGAACAAUUGUUCAACAAAUACGGCGAUCGAAACUACAUUCAUGAAGACAUAUUUAUGAUACCGGAAUCGGAACCCUACCUUCCGGUUGCUCUUGAUGGUCCUGGACCACCAGUACUUGUUACUGAAUAUCCACCGACAAGUAAUAAACGAUCGCCAACAGCAUUGUAUUCACACAGUUUGCAUAAUAUACCAAACUAUGUCAAUGAUGAUGAUAUCAAAAUCGAUUCUCCUUUAACUCCUUUGAAUUUAAAGGAUUUCUAUCCGAAAACUCAUCGCCAUUCGAUCGAAUGUCUAGAUGACGGUCAUCAUCAUCAUCAUCGUGACAAAAAUCAUGAUCAUCAUCAUCAACAUUAUGGUCAUCUUGCAACAACACCAGUAACAGGUCAGUUGAUUUCGACGCAUCCUUAUGAUUCAAACCCUCAAACCAACAGCAAAGUAAGUUGGAUGCCUAUCAGAUCGAUUGAACAACAACCACCGAUGCCGAUCACUGUUCAUCGAAUUGUUUCCACAUCGAUUCCAGCUGGACGUAUUAUAGGUAGUACAGGCAAUAAUGGUCUAAUUCGACCAUUCACGUCAAUGAAUCCAGCAUCUUUCAAUGAAAUUGUCAAUAAUCCAUCCACACACGAUUCAUCGUCUGGACCGAUAUCGACAAAAACUACGAUUCCAUUCAAACAUCCAAUACCACUUCCACCACCACCACCAUCAUAUGUUACACAUCAACCUGGAAUAAUUCCAAUAUCAAUGGGUCCCGUACCACAUAACCAUCAUCAUUAUCGAUUGAAUCAAUGGCCGUUUGAUACGGUUCCACCACCAAUAAGAUCGAUGGUGGGAACUUCAACACCACAUUCUUCAUCAUCUGGAAUUUUAUCAAAAAAAUUAUCAUUGUUGGGCAAAAAAUAUCUUCUCGGUUAA